AUGUCAGAUUUUCGAGUUACUAAACCAAAAUUCUUUGCAACAACAAAGAAAGGCGAAAAUUAUGAACUUCGUGCUGACCUUAAUAGUGAAUAUCGUGAUCGUCGAAAAGAUGCAAUUAAAAAAGUCAUUGCAAAUAUGACAGUUGGAAAGGAUGUUUCGGGAUUAUUUCCGGAUGUUCUGAAAAAUAUGCAAACUGAGGAUUUAGAGCAAAAGAAAUUGGUAUAUUUGUAUUUAAUGAAUUACGCCAAAACUCAACCCGAAUUGGUAAUUUUAGCGGUCAAUACUUUUGUAAAGGAUACUGAUGAUACCAAUCCAUUGAUAAGGGCGUUGGCUAUUCGUACAAUGGGAUGUAUUCGUGAUGAUAACCCUUAUGUUCGAAAAACUGCUGCAAUAUGUGUAGCAAAGUUGUAUGAAUUAAACCCAGAACUAGCCAUUGAAAAUGGAUUUGUUGCUGUGUUGCAGGAUUUGGUUUCAGACGCGAAUCCUAUGGUGGUAGCAAAUGCUGUAACAGCACUUGCAGAAAUAAACGAAACAUCUACGACAAAAGACAUUUUUAUAAUUAAUCCAUCAACACUUUCAAAACUUUUGGUAGCAUUAAAUGAAUGCACAGAAUGGGGUCGUAUAGCAAUUCUGACAGCAUUAGGGGAUUAUCGACCUGCAGACUCAAAAGAGGCUGAACAUAUUGUUGAACGUGUAAUUCCACAAUUUCAACAUGUUAAUGGCAGCGUAGUAUUAUCCGCAAUUAAGGUGAUAAUGAUUUACAUGAGGAUCAUCAAAAAUGAUGAAAUGAUACGUCAACUUGUUAGGAAAAUGGCACCACCUCUAGUUACUUUAUUAGCUUCUGCACCAGAAGUCCAAUACGUUGCACUACGAAAUAUCAAUCUUAUUUUACAAAAACGUUCUGAUAUUUUGCAAAACGAAAUGAGAGUUUUCUUUUGUAAAUAUAAUGAUCCACCGUAUGUGAAAUUAGAAAAGCUUGAAAUUAUGAUCAAAUUAGCUAAUGACAAGAAUGUGGACCAACUUUUAUCAGAACUAAAAGAAUAUGCAUCUGAAGUUGAUGUGGACUUUGUUAGGAAAUCUGUUCGCGCAAUUGGACAAUGCGCGAUAAAGAUUGAUGAAGCGUCUGAAAGAUGUGUUAAUGUUUUAUUGGAUUUAAUUAAUACCAAAGUGAAUUAUGUAGUUCAGGAGGCUAUCAUUGUUAUCAAGGAUAUUUUCCGAAAAUAUCCAAACAAAUACGAAGGAAUUAUCCCUGCAUUAUGUCAGAAUUUAGAUGCUUUGGAUGAACCAGAAGCCAAAGCGUCACUUAUUUGGAUCAUAGGAGAAUAUGCCGAGAGGAUUGAAAAUGCAGACGAAUUAAUCGUUACAUUUUUGGAUACGUUUAGAGAUGAAAAUUCCCAGCCGCAGGUAACACAAAAUGUUGUUCAGCGGGUGCUGCAAAUUGCCACUUCAGAAUGCGAUAAUCCAGAUAUUCGAGAUCGGGCAUAUGUUUAUUGGAGGUUACUGUCAACAGAUCCCCAGGCUGCUAAGGCUGUUGUGUUGUCAGAUAAACCAGUAAUAUCCAUAGAGGGUAAUACUUUGAACGGUCCACUUUUGGAAGAACUUAUUAGUAAUAUUUCAUCUCUUGCUAGUGUUUAUCAUAAACCUCCCGAAACAUUUCUUGGAAGAGGAAGAUUUGGAGCAGAUGCCGUACAACGACGAGCUAUCGAGGAGCAAGAGGAAGCCUCUCGAGAAUCACCAAUUCAAGCUCAAGUUAAAACUAAUAUCGAGAACUUAUUGGAUCUUGAUUUUAACGAUAAUUCCACACCAAAUUCUAAUACGCCGCCUCCUCCUCCUGCUACUUCAUCUAAAUCAACUAAUGCUACUGCUAACGUAGAUGAUUUAUUGGACUUAUUUGAUAAUAGCAGUAUAAGUAAUAAUAAUCCAUCUACACCUCCUCAAUCUUCAUCGACUAAUCACCAAAAUAAUGGAAUAGCCAAUGAUUUGGUUAGCUUAUUUUAA
This is a messenger RNA of Funneliformis geosporum, 1998 nucleotides long. The record is from the annotation of a GenBank genome assembly. Lineage: Eukaryota; Fungi; Glomeromycota; Glomeromycetes; Glomerales; Glomeraceae.